CCCCAACGAUAUGUUGUCCAAAGGUUGCUGAAAACGCUGGGUCGUAGUUCUCACUAGAAGACCAUUGGCACUAUAGUGAUAUUCUUACAACCGGUGUUUUAAAAGUGCAGAAACCAGGAUUUUGAUCGUUAAUUCCGGGUCAUGGUCAGAGGUGAUAGUAAAGGAGGGAUGAGUUCCCCAUACAGUGGAGAGAGUGCUUCUCCAUAUUCUGAUGGUGUUCCAUCCCCGCCAACUGUUGUUGCUGCAUAUAAUCGUCCCUAUGAAGUGGUUCACUAUGAUGGGCCAUACAUCCAAGUACUCAAACAACCACAGUCGAAGUUUCGAUUUCGCUACAAGAGUGAGAUGGUUGGAACCCAUGGACAGCUGAAAGCUGAUUGCUCAGACAAAAAUAAAGCAGCAUUUCCAACUGUGAAGCUUGCCAAGUGGAACAGUGGACCAGCAGUCAUACGUCUUAUGUUGUACACAGCGGAGGAGAAUGUGAAUCAGCGUAAACGUCAUGUCCAUGAGUUAUCUGGAAAAAACUGUGACAAAGAAACAGGAAUAUGUGAAGUGGUGGUGGAUGAAAAAUGUGACUAUACAGCUCAGUUUCAAAAUUUGGGCAUUAUUCACAUAGCUAAGCGAGACACACGAGAAAUUAUAAUGAGGCGGAAAAGAGAGGAACUGGUGGCUCACUUGCGACUCAGAAAACCCCAGCAUUCCUUGGAAGAAAUUCGUAGAAGCAUUACCCAAGCUGAUCUUAAAAGAAUUGAUGAAGAAGCAGAUGAAGAAGCAAAGAGUAUGGACCUUAACAAGGUUACUCUGAGAUUCCAAGCAUACCAGUAUGAUAAGAAUAUUGAAAGAUACAGACCCAUUACACUUCCAGUGGACUCGGACAUUGUUUACAAUCUCAAGAAUGCAACAACUGGGGAGCUGAAGAUUGUUCGUAUGUCUGCCUGCUCAGCGCCAUGUACUGGAGGAACUGAAAUUUGGUUACUGGUUGAAAAAGUUAGAAGAAAUAAUGUGCAAGUCAAAUUCUUUGAGCUGGACAAUAACGAUCGGGAAGUUUGGACGGCAUAUGGAGAAUUUUCAGAUUCGGAUGUUCAUCAUCAGUAUGCCAUAGUUUUCAGGACACCAAGAUACAGAUUUACAAACUUGAACACUGCUGUUAGAGUGAAAGUUCAGCUUGAGCGCCCCACUGACAGAGAUACAAGUGAACCUUUGGAUUUCACCUAUAUGCCAGACAGCCUUAAACGAUCAAGAAUACAUUUGGAGACUGCCCUUGAGGAAGGAAAAGGAAGUUACAAUGACCCACCCUCCAAGAGAUUCAAUUUUACUCCAUAUGACUCUCAAGCUAUAGAUCUGAGUAAUAACAGUAAGUUUGAGUGUAAUGGACGAGGGCAAGAAGACAGCAUGCCAACUCCUGACAUUCUAGAGUUUCUUGCUGGAGAAUUAGGGGGAAAUGCAAAUUUUAACAUAGAAGGCCAGAGUCAGUCUCCACUACAUAUGGUACCAUCUCCUGUGAAUUCAAUAGACUCUAGCAGCCAGGGUCUUUAUUCUCCUAUGCACCCUGGAUCUACAGGAACGCCUAAUACGGAAUAUAUAACCUUAGGGAAUUCCCAACUUCAGGUUCCAUCACCUGUCCAUCAUAUGUCAACCUCUCCUCAUUAUGGAAUGAUGUCUCCUGGUGAUCAGUCAGUUGGCUCUCCUCCAUAUCAAGGUGGAGCUGAUAGUGGAGGGGGUAUGACACCUCAGUUUACAGAUUCUCAGUACAACUCUCCUUCUCCGGGUAUGAUGGUACCUUCCCCUUCAUAUCAAGAGAACACAAUGCAGGUUGUUAAUCAACAGUACAUUCAACAGCAGCAAGUACAACAACAUCAACAGUACAUUCAACAGCAGCAAGUACAACAACAUCAACAGUUACAGUUGCAGCAGCAACAACAACAGCAUCAACAACAACAAAAUCAGCAGAUUCAAAAGCAGGAUAUUGGAUUUCAACAUCUGAUACAGGGAACUGAGGAGACAUUACUUGUUCAACAACAGACUGUGUCCAUGCAGCCCUCUCAACAACUGGUUCAAGAUUUUAACUUGCCUGACUGCUUCAGCUUGGGAAACCUUGGUCAAGAAAGCCUUUUGGAUAUGUUAGAAGUUGCAUCAGAGCAGCUUGAUUAUGGAGCCAAUGAACUUCCUGUGUCCAAUUUGAAAGCUGACUAUGGUGGAAAAUCGACAGACACCAAAAAGAAAGAAAAAGAUCAGCCUUUCAGCUCAGGGCAAGAUGUUGAUGAAAUUACAAAGCUGGUUUCCGGAGUGCGCAUUGAUGAUUCAAGAGAACGUCAGACACAGAGAGACGGUGGAAAUCGUCAAACUACACCAAGUGUAGAUGUAGCUUUCAAAGUGGCAAUUAAUGCGGCUGAAUGUCUGCAAGCAUAUGCAGCUACUGGAGAUAUUUCUUUGUUAUUAGCUACACACCGAUAUCUCCUUGCUGUACAGAAUAAUCAGGGUGACACUGCUUUACACACAGCUGUCAGUAACAAAAAUGUUGAUGCAUUUAAUAAAAUUCUGAAAGCCUGCGAGAAGAUAAAACCUACCGAUUUACUGAAUGCUCAGAAUUUUUCUCUUGAGACGGCUUUGCAUCAAGCUGUAAGUGGCAACGAGCUAACUAUGGUCCGAAGACUGGUUGCUGUUCCAGGCUGCGAUGUAUCCAUUCCAGAUGCACGGGGAAACACACCCUUGCACAGAGCAGUCCAACUUCAAGAUCACAGCUGUCUUGAGGCUUUACUAACUCGACCCAUCAAUGGAGCUCGAUCAGCAGUAUCCCAAGCCAUUAAUGCUUAUAAUUAUCAGGGUGAGACUCCUUUACAUCUAGCUGUUAUAAGUGGGAAUCUGAAUAUUGUGAGAAUUUUGAUCAGUGCUGGUGCACAGGUUCACAUGUGUGAGCACAAGAGAGGUGCAAAUCCAUUACAUUUAUGUGCAAUGUAUGGUCGUCAUAGAAUAGCCGAAUAUCUUAUUAGAAAUACAAGUAUUACCAUAGAAGCUGGUCUUUUCGAUGGAAACACUGCAUUACACCUCGCAGCCCAAGCCCGUGAUCCUGAAAUGUGCAGAGUACUCAUGAGAGCAAAUGCUGACCCUGAAGCCAAGAAUUAUUUGCGAAGAAGAAAAAAGGUAUCAGAGUCCGAAGAAGAGGAAGAGGAAGAGGAGAGCUCCAAAAAGGAUGAGGACGAAGAGGAGGAGGAAUCAGAAGAAGAAGCAGAAUGUUACACACCACUGGACUAUGCUGGUGAUGAUAGAGAGAUCUUGGCAAUCCUUAGGAGAGAGGUUCUGGAUGAGCCUUCAGUAUCAGAAGUAGCAAAUGAAGUACAGGAAGUAAAAAAACUACCUAAUGCACAGUUUGGUGGAGACUCGGGCAUCGAUAUAUCUGUAUCUGGUAUUGAUAUUUCCGUAACAGAUAUUCCAUGCCCAGAUUCAUCCAAGGAUUCAGAGAACAGUGUUGGUCUCCUAAGUGCUGGAAUUCGGAGGAGUUUGGCAAAUCACUUGAGUGGUGAUACAUGGCGCCACCUGGCACAACUUCUAGACCUAGACUACCUAGUGCCUCAUCUAUCCAGAGAGGCAUCUCCAGCUUCACUUCUCCUUCAGCCAGACAAUAUGAAGGUUAGGUUCUACAAUACCUGCCCGGGGAAGUCCGAUUAUAAUCUGCAGUGUAAUUCUCUGGCAGCGAUAUGUCCCAUAAUGUCUUGAUAGAGUGUUACAAUAGAGAAGCUCAGAGGUUGUCUUGAAGUCCUUGGUUUGAAGGACUGCCUUGCUGUCUUGGAUGCAGCAUAAGCUGGAAUAACUUCCCAGUUCUUUAUAUAAGGGGGCAUCUAGAUUUAAGGAACUAUAUGAAUGUGUUCAGAGAUGGAGGAAGAGUCUGAUAAAGCAUGCUUGUCACAGUAGGGUUUCUCAGGUAUGUGCUGUCUAGGAUGAUAUGUUUAUGUAUCACUACAUCACAACAUCAGAAUAGUUUUGUCAUUCUUGCCAAGAUGAACCAGAAAGUGAACAUUGAUGUAGAAUCCUGUUUUUGUUGGUAUGUUGAGAAUUGCUACAUCAGAAUAGUUCAAUCAUUCUUGUUAAGGUAAAAUGGAGAAUGAAUGCUGAUGUAGAAUACUUUUUUAGGGUAGAGUUAGUGGUUGAGAAGAAAUCAAAAUUAAGAUUCAGUAUUGAUAGUAGUAGCUUUUGAUGUGUGACUUUGCAGGUGGAAAGUAAGUGCCUUUUAUGCUUAUAAUAAUCUGUGGUAUACUAUUGUGAUUUUGGAUAAGAAAAGAUUUAAUGUUUAUUCCAUUUAAGAGAUAUUUUUGUAAUCUUGAGGAUUGUUUGUCCUUAAAGAAUAAAUACCUGAGUUACAUUGCCUUCUACUUGGCAAAAAGUUUUGUGAUGAGAUUUUGUAUAUAUAUAAAUAGAUUUUAUAUAUUUUUUAUUGACAACUAAACUUUAUUUCAGUUGAUUGUAUUUUAAGUUAAUUUUAUGUUAAGAUGAAGGCUGUCAUCUGAGAUAUUUAAUAAGCUAAUUUUAUUAUUUAAGGUGACUAUCAGCCGAGAAAUUGUGUAACAGAUUUUAUAUUUUUACUGACUGCUUAUCAGCAGUUCUGAAUUCAUGGAGUAUACAGAAAUUAAAUCGUUUAUCAUUAGGUUAUGUAUGAUAGUACUACAGAGUAAUUCUUCACAUAUGAAAUUAUGAAAUAUGGACCAUGAACAAAACAUUCCACACACUUAUUGUGUAACUACUGUACAUUACAUCAUGUAAUGAUUGAAGUUUUUUUUACAGUUUGCUACAUAUCCAGAUAACUUUUUGAAUUUUCAAGCUCAUUUGUACAAGGAAAUAUACAUUUUAUUGUACCUUAUAGAUAUCAAUAGAAAAUACUUUUAUCACUGCACUCUCAUUACGUACCAUGAAACUUUGAUAUUUUAUAUUUUGUAAGGAUGAUAAUUUAAUGACUGGGAAGUAGUCUUCUAAUAUAAAAUGUGCUGUGUGAAUUCCCAUCUUGGGAAAGUACGUACUGAUAUGUUGAUAUGACAUUCCUUCCUUUCAAUCUUUUCCAAGUAAUAUAGAGAUGUAUGUCAAGAUUUAAAAACCUACUUCACUUUGCAAUAAAUAGUUUUGCAAAAAAUUCAGAACUCCUUGGUUAUUUUUUCAGAGAAAGGAAAUUCCAAAAAGCUUUAAAAAGAUUUUCUUAUUGUUUUUCCCUAUUUGAUAAUGGUUUUCACUGUUAUGCUGCUAAAGUUUAUAAGUUCAGUUUAAUAAACAUGUUUAAUGUG
Molecule: messenger RNA, 5264 nt
Organism: Macrobrachium nipponense
Lineage: Eukaryota; Metazoa; Arthropoda; Malacostraca; Decapoda; Palaemonidae
Product: nuclear factor NF-kappa-B p105 subunit-like
Exons: 25
Coding region: 142-3711 (1189 amino acids)
Biological process (GO): regulation of DNA-templated transcription
Cellular component (GO): cytoplasm
Molecular function (GO): DNA-binding transcription factor activity, RNA polymerase II-specific; RNA polymerase II cis-regulatory region sequence-specific DNA binding; protein binding
Source: RefSeq, a predicted model, not a curated record